GGAGGAGAGAAAAGAGGUAAAUACAAUGAAGGAGGGAUAGAAAGAGGUAAGCUCUCCUCUGGAGUAAAUCUCUCUCAAUCUGAUCAGUGUGUGAGGAGGACUUACUCACUACAGUGUGGAUACACAGGCUGUACUCACUGGGAGUCCAAGGUUUAUUCCAUUCUUCUGUGGCGGCAAGACAGCAAGAGAGACAAGCCGGCAUCCCAAAUAAAAUAAAUUGCAUCACUUGACGAACAAGAUUAAAGACAAUAACUGUGAUUGUGGAUUCGUUGUGGAUGGAAACCUUUGUUAUCGUGCUCCCUGAUGUCUCCUUUCCAACAACAAAUAUGUCAACACAACCUUUACUUUAACUGGCAUCACACAUUUUAAAGUGAAGCCAAACUCCUUUGUCUUACUGUCUGAACUGUGGAUGGAGAUUAUGUGUAUGUUCCUUGUUCCUAUCGUGUUUUCUUUACUUUCACUCCUCUACCCUGCAUCUGCUAGCUCAGGGUCUAACUAUGACUACGGAGCCCACCCACGCUUUUUUUGCACCCCUAUUCCUGUGGAUGCAGACCCUGCAUGCUUCCCUCCAGGGGGUCCAGGCGUAGGGGGAGCAGGGCCCAGCGGACCAGGCCAUCAAAGUGCACCUCCUGCUGGCUGGUGGGGGGCGAGCGAAGAGGCCAAAGCCACCAUCCUUCACCUCAGGGAGAGCCUUGUCCAACAGAAAGAGACCAUCCUGGACCAGAGGGAGACCAUUAGAGAGCUGACGGCCAAGCUCACCCUGUGCGAGGGCCUUGGACAGGGCGUGACGCCGCACGAUGAGCACCACGGUACAGCUGCCCACUCCCAUCACGUGGGGGUGGCCGGUCAUCACUCGUACACUGACAACGGGCACUAUAGCAACCAGCAGGGGCACCAUGGACACCUCAUACCAGACUCACCGCACUACGCAUCUGUGGGGGGACAGCGAUCUGAUGGGGGGCACAGUAGCAACCAUCAGGGGACGGAUAAACAUGUAACACCAGAGGACCUCACAUCAUCACCAGAGCAGAUGGAAAGGAUGCUGCAGGCGCUGAAGGAGAGGCUGGAAAACCUGCAGCAGAAGAGGAACACAUCUAUCACCUACUCCAGCUCUCUGAAGGAGCUGCUUCAGAGGAAGAUCAAUGCUCUGGAGCAGCAGCUGCCCCACACUUCUGCCCUCAGCAGCCUCAACACACACCGAGACGACAGAGACCAUCACGAUGACAGCCAUCACGAUGACGGCCAAGACCAUCACCAUGAUGGCCAUCAUGAUGAUGGCCGAGACCAUCACGAUGACAGCCAUCAUGAUGACGGCCGAGACCAUCACGACGGACUCCGGAAUGACCACGAGUAUGACCACAACGAUGGCGGUCAUAGCGACAGCGCAAACCUCACUGACCAUCACUUUGACAGCCAAAAUGGAAACCACCAUGAUGUGGACGGUGACCAUGACGACAACAAUGAUAAUGAUGAUGAGGACGACCACGACCCCCACAGUAAUGAGGCAGACAGUCACAGUUACCUUUCACACACAGGAUACAGAGUGCCUGGAAAACCGUCUGGUUUCCACUCAAAUAAACUGGAAACAUUGCUCAACCAGCUGCACCUCACAGGUCCCAAGAAUCCCGAUGCCUUCCAGAUCAACUUUCCCAUGAGAACCAACUACAUGUAUGGGCGGGUAAAGAAGACCCUGCUGCAGGAGAUCUUCGCUCUGACUUUGUGUCUUUGGAUCAAGGCGGGUGUGGCGCCUGGCCUGGGGACGCCAUUUUCUUACUCUGCACCCGGACAGGCCAAUGAACUGGUGCUUAUCGAGUGGGGGAACAACCCUAUGGAGCUUCUGAUUGAUGAUAAGUCUGUGACGCUCCCCCUUUCUCUGGGUGAUGGGAACCGGCACCACGUCUGUGUGACUUGGUCAACAAGAGAUGGACAGUGGGAGGCCUACCAGGACGGAGUGCAGAGGGGGUCUGGGAUAAAUCUUUCCCCCUGGCACCCUAUUAAACCUGGAGGAGUCUUCAUCCUGGGGCAGGAACAGGACACUCUGGGAGGCCGUUUUGAUGCCACUCAGUCAUUUGUGGGUGACAUGUCAGACCUGCACAUGUGGUCCCAUGUCCUGACUGCCAGCGACAUCCACAGCCUGGCCUCUUGCGGCAGCCACCUCAGAGGAGAUGUCAUUGCUUGGUCUGAGACAGAGGUAGAACUUCACGGAGGAGUCGCCAAAUACCCCUUUAACCCCUGUCACUGAAAGGCCGUAAAUCCAGUGAUGAAGAAGAAAUUGGAGAUAUCCUGAAACACACUGAGAAUAUUUAUCAUAUAUCAAAAAGGGAAAGAACAAAACAAAACGUCCAUUUAAAUUUCAGUGAUUUUCAGGAUGAUGACUCAGUGGCACCAACUCAAUGCCUUCUUAAACGACAUCAGUGACUUUUUCUUUAAAAAGAUAAAUAUUAAGUCUAAUCUGUGUUUACAGAGACUUUGUAGGGAUUUAGGUGUCUUGGGCUCAAGGUUUUGGCCUUUACUGUUAUCAUGACCUAGUGUUUUAUUUUAAACAGACAAGUGCUGUAUGUGACAUAUUGUCAUAUUGUUAAUAAGACUUAAUACUAUAGGGUCUGUGAUAAAAUUAGCAGACCAUACAUGGGUACUGUUGUGGUGAAGUGAAAAACUGUAUGUUUAGUUUGAAGGAUACUUCUAUAAAUGUGUUGAGAAAUCAAUUUGGAUGCUCCUUUUUUUUAAAAGGUGUCCAUGAGAUACAGCUAAUUUACCAAAGAAAAUGUAGAUCUAUGUCUCCUAGAAAUUUUAAUUAGCAAGAAAAGCUGAAAGGCCUGUCAGAUUUUAAGUGUUUUUUGAAACUUUUGUAUGCUCUGCAAUGCAUGUUUGAUCACUGAACAACUCGUUGAAAUGCAUCACUUUUCUCCCAGUAAAUUGUUCUUUUUGAAAUCA
Etheostoma spectabile (orangethroat darter) is the source of this 2934-nucleotide messenger RNA. Its product is annotated as neuronal pentraxin-1. The record is from RefSeq and is a predicted model, not a curated record. The transcript is spliced from 7 exons. The coding region runs from base 410 to 2242 and encodes 610 amino acids. Lineage: Eukaryota; Metazoa; Chordata; Actinopteri; Perciformes; Percidae.